ACACAGUUCAAUUGGUCCUAGCAUUUCAUUCACUUCCCCACAAGUUGCAACGAGAUUCCGUUUGUGCCUCCCAUCGAACUUACCCAAUUGAUCAAGAGUAGCCGGACGGUUGGGGAGUUCUGCGACCGAUCUGUGAUCGAGCUCACCGAUGACGCUGGCGAUGAUGCACAAUUGUCCAGCGUGGUUGUGCCUAGCGGCGAAAAUCCUUGCCCUUCUCCUCGAUCCUUCGCCGUGUGUAGAAGUGCUUCAUGGUGGCCUAGCGUACGCCAUUAGCCCAAGCGUCGGACCGCCAGACGCGCCAGAGGCGAACCCCCCCCCUCCAACGCCGACGAAACACGAUUGGAUCACUCCUCCAUCCAAAGCUCGUGCUGUUCACUCGUCACUGUGUACGUGGAGCACAAGACUAAUAAGCAUGACUACACACCGUUGCGUGAUGGAGAAGUCACUCGGACUACUCGAGUCCGGCGUUAUGCGCGAUCGGCACCAACGGCUUGGCCGACGCGAAUUGGUUUGAUUCAGCAUGAUGUCAACGAUGAUGCUCGCGAAUUUCAUGGAACAGCGCUGUGCCAUACGGGUUGCCGCUUUCAAGGCAUC
This is a messenger RNA of Dissoconium aciculare CBS 342.82, 594 nucleotides long. RefSeq lists its product as uncharacterized. The coding region runs from base 149 to 514 and encodes 121 amino acids. The record is from RefSeq and is a predicted model, not a curated record. Lineage: Eukaryota; Fungi; Ascomycota; Dothideomycetes; Mycosphaerellales; Dissoconiaceae. The transcript has a single exon.